AUGAAACCUGAACCCAAGAAACAACCGACGAUGCAGGCUCUGACUGCGAGAUUGAAGGAGAUCCAGCUGUCAUUCAGCGACAUUGACAGUAAGUUGGACGAGCUUUGGGAGAACUUCAGUGUGGCUUUGGUUGAUAUAUUUUCCCACGAAGAAUACAACCCGGAUAGCACUUCGGUCGAAAAGGAGCGGAUGGAUUUUAGCGACCGAUAUUAUCAGCUGAAAUCAUUUUUGAUGGACAAGCUCAAAGAAUUGCAGAAACCACAGGAAUUGGAGAACUCUGUCGGGAUUACCCUACAAACAUUCAACGGGAACAUCGAUGAAUGGUUCAGUUUUCGGGACCUUUUUAACUCGCUCAUUCAUUGGAAGGCGGAACUCCCUGAAGUGGAGAAGUUCCAUUAUUUAAAAGGAUGUCUCCAAGGGGAACCAAGAGCGUUGAUCGAUCCACUGCCUAUAACAAAGGCCAAUUACCAGGUGGCCUGGGAUCUGCUUUUGAAGCGGUAUAAUAACAGUAAGCAACUGAAAAAGCGGCAAGUCCAGGCCCUCUUCAAGUUGCCUACUCUCACCAAGGAAUCCGGAGCAGACUUGCACAUUCUUCUUGAAGGCUUCGAGAGAAUUGUGCAAACUCUGGAUCAGGUCAUCCAGCCGACCGACUAUAAGGACCUUUUGCUGGUGGACAUCCUUACGACUCGUUUGGAUCCAGUUACUCGGUGGGGGUGGGAGGAGGCCUCAUCCACCAAGUUGCAGGACACACUUGACGAUUUACGGGAAUUUUUGCAGCGGAGGGUUCAAGUUCUGGACUGUUCGCUAUCGAGGUCGACUGACACCAGGGGUGCAGCACAGAUGCAACAGUCGUCAAAACAAAAACCGCAACAAACAAAAACCAGCUAUAGUUCAGCUCAAGUGUCAAGAGCUCGUUGUGCGUUAUGCUCAGCUGACCACUUUCUUUACUAUUGUAAAGAGUUCCAGCGAUUAUCAAUUGGUGAUAGCGAUAAUUUCCUGAAAUCAAAUGGACCAUGUCGGAACUGCUUCAGGGCGGGGCAUCAGGCGAAGGAUUGCCAGUCGAAAUACAGCUGCAAGGGACGGCACCAUACUUUGGUAUGUUUUAAGUCAGCAAAGGAGAAGUUUGGCAAGAAUAUGGUAGUUGCUGGGGGCAACGUACCUUUUACUCCUGAAGAUCAACCGGAUUCAUCCAGUUCAUCUUCCAAACAUGUGGCUCGCAUGGCGGCUACAGAGUCUGUAGUAUCCGCUUCAACAACUCAACAACAUUCGCAUCAAGUUUUGCUGGCUACGGCGGUGGUGUUAAUUGAAGACGAUAAAGGAAAUCGUAUUCCAGCACGGGCGCUGUUGGAUUCCGGGUCGAAAAGUAAUUUUAUUACGGAGAAUUUAUGUCAGCAAAUGAAGGCUACGCGAGAUCAAGUGGAUAUCUCUAUCCUAGGCAUUGGGCAAACAGGUGACUGUGAACCUUCCAACCACAACUACCAACAAGCAUAA
This is a messenger RNA of Armigeres subalbatus, 1491 nucleotides long. RefSeq lists its product as uncharacterized. NCBI's taxonomy places the organism in Eukaryota, Metazoa, Arthropoda, Insecta, Diptera, Culicidae. The transcript is spliced from 4 exons. Bases 1 to 1491 code for a protein of 496 amino acids. The record is from RefSeq and is a predicted model, not a curated record. Gene Ontology annotation, molecular function: nucleic acid binding; zinc ion binding.